AUGGCAAAUGAAAUCUGGUCGAAGAUUCGGAAGCAGGUUCAAAAAACUCUAAUGAUAUUAGACGGAUUACGAGUACCGUUUAAGGCUAUUGAUAUCACUCUACGCGGUAAUGAGGAACAUAAGAAUUUUAUGCGCGAAAAUGCAAUUAAUAAACGAUGCUCAGGAGUUCCGUUACCACCCCAACGUAACUUUUCUGACUCAUCACCUGUAAAAUAUCCGGCAUCUAGUCCAUCGAACAGUCGCAUGUAUUUGUCGCUGUUCCAAGUAUUUCCAGUUAUUCAUUUGAGUUGUCAGUGCUUUCAGAAUUACAUAGACUUUGAAGAAGCUGUUGAAGACAAUUCAUUACCCCAAUUUUUGCGAUUAGUAGCCGAUGAUAAUGCAGAGAGCUCCGGGGAAAAAGCAAAUGAAAAUGAACAAGAAAAAGUUAGCAGUGAUAAUCAGGAAGACGAAGAUUAUGGGGACGAAUACAGUGAGGGCGAUGAGGGAGACAAUGAUGCAAGCGAGGCAGAAGUUGAAGAAGAAGUGAGUGAAGAAGAAGAUGAAGAAGUAGAGAAGGAACUUAAUUUAACAGACGACAUCUCAAAUUCGUUUGAAAGCACGGUAGAAAAAGAAGAGAAUGGCGACCUUGCCAUGAAAACAGAGAAUGAUGGGUACCCACACAGCAGUGAGGGCGGAGGGGAAAUCAAUGGCGAACGCAGUGUGUCAGAGGUAACUGAAGAAGAUUACAAUUCGACUAGUGAAGGUACUGAGAGAAAUGAAGUGGAUGAAGAAGACCAGUUAAAAGAUGUUGGAGGAACUAAUGCUGGCAAGGCUGAAGCUGAAAUUACAAAUCCGAACAAUUUCAUGACAAGUACUAUUGAAGAGAUAGAAGAAAAAACGAAUAGCCAUUUUUAA
This is a messenger RNA of Enterobius vermicularis (human pinworm), 894 nucleotides long. Lineage: Eukaryota; Metazoa; Nematoda; Chromadorea; Rhabditida; Oxyuridae. The record is from the annotation of a GenBank genome assembly.